AUGAGAUCGACUAAAUAUUCAAAGCAACAUAAACUUCUUGGAGAAUUUAUGAACAUUGCAGUCGAUGCACUCUUACGUUUGUCAUGCAUGAUGAUAUUACUACCAAAAUUGUUUGAUUCAGACGCGCAUGCAAAAAUCACCAUCGACGAUGAUACUGGUCACUUUGUUGAUUCACAAGGAUUUAUUAAAUUAUUUCGUGGAGUCAACUGUGUGCAUAAAGUCGCACCAUUUUACUUUCCAAAACUACUUGACCCUCAUUCAUUCAGAGUACUUAGAGAUUGGGGAAUUAAUGUUAUACGCUUAGAAUUCAAUUGGAUAGCAUUGAAACCACAGGAAAAUGAAACCAGUCGAGAGUACUUAGAUAUCAUUGAAAAGAUUAUCGACAAUGCUGGAUUAUAUGGAGUUUAUAUUAUCAUUGACUUGCAUCAAGAUGGAUUAUCGAAACGUCUAGGUGCAAUCGAUGCUGUGCCUAAUUGGUUUAUGGAUAAAAUAAAGCGACCACCAUAUUUAUUCCAAUAUCCUUGGCCACUAACGAAAGAUCCAAGUAAAAGCAACUGGUUUCUAACGUACACCACGUAUGAGAGUGCACAUGUAUUUGAAAGUAUAUAUAAAAAUGUCUCAGGAACAUGGAAUUAUUUUGCAGAAUAUUGGAGGAUAACAGCUAGUCGUUUCGGGAAGAAAGAUAAUGUUCUAGGUUAUAAUUUGAUAAAUGAACCGCCACCUGGAAAUUUCUACAUAAAUCCAUUCCUUCUUUUGCCUAAUAAUGCAGGUGAAAAUCUCUUACCAUUUUAUGAUUAUUUGGUGAAUGUUAUUCGCCAAACAGACAAGAAUACAUUGAUAUUUUACGAGAGUGUAACUUAUGGAAUAUAUUUUCCAUUUGUCAAUGGAAUACCCGGUACUGGCAUCCAACGUGUUCCUGGUCUAUUACAAGAUGAGAUGGCCAGAAAGAAGAGUGUAUUAUCUUAUCAUUACUACUGUUGGCUAUUGGAAUCGACACCAUCUACAGAGGAUAUGCCAUCAUGGAAACGAUAUUUGUGUGAUCAACACCUCUUGAAUUAUGCAUUCGAUAAUGUGAGAAGUAUCGUUAAAUUCACUGGUGGCGGACGCUUUUUAACAGAAUUCGGUCUGUGUCUUCCUGAUGGCAAUCCAGAUUCAAUAAAUACGGUUGAAUGUAACGCUGUGAUGAAUGCAGCUGACCGUAACUUCGAAUCCUGGACCUAUUGGGACGGAAAUGAAUUAUUUCCUAACUUAAUUGUGGACAACAUUUCCUUGAAAUCAUUCAGUCGUGCAUAUCCACAAUCAACUGCCGGUCGACCUGUCCAGCUGAGAUUCGAUGUUGAUUCAGGUGUGUUUUAUUAUGCUUUUGUACCAACACAGAAGUAUUGUACAAAUAUAA
Messenger RNA from Schistosoma spindalis, 1396 nucleotides. NCBI's taxonomy places the organism in Eukaryota, Metazoa, Platyhelminthes, Trematoda, Strigeidida, Schistosomatidae. The record is from the annotation of a GenBank genome assembly.